AUGGCCGGUACAGCGAAGGCGCUGAGUCGUGCGGCUUUUAUGCUAUCACAGAGAUCGCACGUCAGCGUCUCAUCAGCUUUUCGCACGCGCACCGCGCCAAUUUGUCUCCAACAGACCACCCGACGUUUCUCCUCGUCGCCCUUUACCUAUCUCCCCAAAGAUGCCGACGAACCGCAAGAAACCGAGUCUUUUCGGCUUGCUGACAUUCCAGAAUACUCGGUCGAAAACUUUACAGAUGCCGAGAAAUCCAUGUACGAAUUGAUGUCAUCGGAGGAGCGAGCCGUCUUUGAUGCCGAAAAUAAACGCAUCGUCGAGAUGUGGAAUGACCCGGUUAGACGAGCGAAAGAAGAAGAAGCGAUUGAUAUUCUAGCGGACCAGGUCGAAAAAGAAUCAAAAAUGCGAUUUGAAGAUGUUAGGGAGAAGAAUCGUGGUUUCUGGGCAGAGGAGGAAGAGGAUGAAUUCGCGAAUGCGGAGGAUGGAGAUGAUACAUUUAAUGAUGAUGAAAUCACCUCCAUGGCCCACGCGGAGAUGGAAUUGCACCGCGAGGUGCGAGAGUAUGCUCGUAUUGCAGCCUGGGAUAUGCCAUUGUUGAGCAACCUUACCAAGCCUUUUGAAUUGCCAAAGGAAAACCAAAUUCUCCGCUUCCGAUACACAUCCUACAUGGGUGAACAACACCCGGCCGAGCACAAGGUGGUUGUGGAACUUAGUUCCAAGGAUCUUGUACCGAAACAUUUGACCGAGCAGCAGCGUUUGACUUUUCUUAAACUUGUCGGACCACGCUACAACCCCGACACCGACAUUAUCCGCAUGUCUUGCGAAAAGUUCUCAGCUCGAGCUCAAAACAAACGCUAUCUCGGCGACACCAUCAAAAACUUAAUCAAAGAGGCCAAAGAAGGCGAGUCCUUUGCAGAUGUGCCCCUUGACCUCCGACACCACAAACCAAAGGUUCACUACACAUUCCCCGAUUCAUGGAAAAUGACCGAAACCCGAAAGCGCCAGCUUCUUGCGGAUCGUCAACUUCGUCUCGAGGGGGAACAGCAACGCAUCACCAUCGUUGAUGGCAAGGAAACCAUCCUCCAUGCUAUUCGUACUCUACCCGCUCUGAGCCAAAACCCUCAUCUCCAUGCUGCACAGGAGAAGGGUGCCGUCAAGGAGACUGCUGCAAGAGCAAGAGGCAUCGCACGGCCGCGAAGAUAG
Molecule: messenger RNA, 1197 nt
Organism: Talaromyces amestolkiae
Lineage: Eukaryota; Fungi; Ascomycota; Eurotiomycetes; Eurotiales; Trichocomaceae
Exons: 2
Coding region: 1-1197 (398 amino acids)
Biological process (GO): mitochondrial translation
Cellular component (GO): mitochondrial small ribosomal subunit
Molecular function (GO): structural constituent of ribosome
Source: RefSeq, a predicted model, not a curated record